AUGGCCAAAAAGUUCAACCUUGGUCUUAUCAUUUCCCACAAUCCUUUGGCAGACGAUAUUCACAGGCGACCAACGUAUGCUGAGGUGGUUUCUAGGAAGAAAAAUUCCCAAUAUUCAGAAAAGGAUCAGAGCUCCUCCAGCAUAAUUAAGUUUUUAAAUAGUACAGUAUCCAAAUUUUCCAAGAAAGGUUCGUCUCAGAUAGCCAAUCACUUAGAACUGUAUGAAUCCACUAUGGAUUCUUUAAAAUUAUACUCUGAUGCUGACCGGAUUAGGUUCCUUCCAUGGGCAUUUGAUGAUAGAUAUCGUCAUUAUUUUACAUCCUUUAAGGAGAGAGGAGUACUAGAUUGGCCAAGUGUUUUGCAUGAAGUUAAAUUGGAAUUCGGUCCAUACCGAACCACUACUGCUGCAAAACGGGACAUAUAUAGCCUUACGUGUAGACCCAAUCAAAGUCCCCGUGAAUUCCUCUCUGUCCUCAAAAAUGCCUAUGGGUUGGCAUAUAGAUCCCCAAAUUGGGAAUCUGAAAAAUUCAAGCAGUUAUUCUAUGAUGCUAUGCCAACCCAGAUCAAACUUAACUUAGCCAGAGAUCUGGAUAUUGAUGCUCCCUUGGAUAGGUUGGUGACGGCUGCCACCAUGCUGUAUAAUAUCAGUGAGUGCCAUACAACAGGUGAGAGAAGGUUUAAAAAUUCCCCAGAGCAAAAGGUAGCUGAAGCUAAGGUAAACCCUAACUUGGGAUUUGAAAGCCAGCCACGAAGGUUCCCUCAGUCUACAGGACCUUCUCAACAAGCCCAGCAACAACAGGUAGGACCGCCCAAACAGACCAAACCCCAAAAUAAUAAUGGAUCAGAGGGGAAUAAUUCAGGUAAUGGGAAGUCUAACUACCGUCCCUAUUACAAUUACGGUCCCCAGGGAUAUAGGCCCUAUAACACUAGAAGUUACCAGGGUUAUAGACGUUGGGAUAAUAGGCCCAGACAACAGAGGGAAGAUAGGCAGGAAUCCUUGAAUUCACCCAGGAGUAGGUCACCUACCAAUAACCAGGGUGCCCAACAAAGCCAAAAUGUGCCCAAACCAAACAGGUUUGAUCAGCUGGUAGAGCAAGUGGCCCAGCUGAGCAAUAUGGUAAAUAAGUUGUCCCAGUUAUCCCCAGAAAAACAGCCUAAUCCUUUUUUAGGGGCAACUGCCGGUCCCAGCAAUGUAACAGCAUAAAGCAGAUUGG
Molecule: messenger RNA, 1213 nt
Organism: Bufo gargarizans (Asiatic toad)
Lineage: Eukaryota; Metazoa; Chordata; Amphibia; Anura; Bufonidae
Exons: 2
Coding region: 1-1203 (400 amino acids)
Biological process (GO): mitophagy; autophagosome assembly; cellular response to starvation
Cellular component (GO): extrinsic component of omegasome membrane; autophagosome; mitochondria-associated endoplasmic reticulum membrane contact site
Source: RefSeq, a predicted model, not a curated record